UGAAGCCAAACUGGGAGCUUAAGAAAAGAACAAAGCCAUAAAUGGCUCUUUCUGGCAAUGGCGACGGUGAAUUUUCCACCAUUUUUCCCUUUGAGAAGAUGGGGCCAAGGGGGUCCUCGACUUGGACUCCUUCGGGCGCCCACUUGGGCCCCUCCCAGCAGCUGGGCCUCUCGGCGAGGAGUCUCCUGCGCAAGCGCCGGCCCGGCCGUCGCAGAGGCGAGAGAGGAGAAGCCGAGCGAGGAGCCCAGGGGCGACGGCGCCCCCCGCCCGGGCGCAGGCGCGGCGCGAGCUGGGCCGGCCGGGCCUCGCGAGCGCGGGGUCCCGCGGGAUCGCACGCUCGCCGCCGCCGCGGAGGAGGGGGCGUGGUGUGGCGGCCGCGCAUGUGCAGCGCUGCCCACGUGAUGUUCAGCCGCCCGUGCUGCUGCCAGCUGCCGCUCCUGGCUGACGUGGAGGGCCGCAGGCGGCAGCGGCUGCGGCGGCGGCCCUCCUUCGAGACUGGCAGUCGGCGGUCCCGGCACGCGGGGCGCGGCAAGGCCGCCGGAUGUCUCUCCGUGUCGCAGAGCGGCCGCGAUGCCCGCUACGCAUCGCCGUGGGUGUGUGGACGCUGCGCCAUGGACAUUUUGGCCCUGGGAGAGUGCACCACAGCUGAUUAUGCGUGGCUAGACGAUUGCCCGUAUGUGAGCGAUACUGUCUAUACUUCUGAAUUUAUUCCCAAUGAUUAUGUUCGUGUGACUCAACUCUACUGUAAUGUGGUGGGUAGGCAGUAUAAAGAUCACGCCGAAAGUGAGAGAAACUUGGAAUUCGACAUCUGCAAUAUGUGGUGUACUAAACCAGUUUCUGUCCUGCGAGAUUACUGUGAUGCCAUUAAAAUUCACAUCUUCUGGCCACUUCUGUUUCAACAUCAACACAGUUCCAUAAUAUCACGGCUGUAUCCCUGUGUGGAGGCCAAUAGUUUUCAUGCUUCUGAGAUAAGUUUGAAGGAAUUGCAACAUCUAGAGUUGAUGGAAGAUAUUGUGGAUUUGGCGAAGAAAGUUAUGAACAAUUCCUUCUUUAUUGGAGGCUUACUGAGAAUUGGCUAUAAAAUAGAAAAUAAUAUAUUGGCAAUGGAAGAAGCUUUGAAUUGGGUGAAAUACACAGGCGAUGGAGCAAUUCUAUCUAAAUUAGGAGCAGUUGAAAAUUGUUGGCCUAUGUUAAGUAUUUUCUUUACUGAAUACAAGUACCACAUAACUAAAGUUGUAACAGAAAACUGCAAUAUACUUGAAGAAUUUGAAAGACAAACUUGUUUGGAGUGUAUACAGCAAGGAGAACUAAUGAAAAUGAAAGGAAAUGAAGAGUUUUCCAAAGAAAGAUUUGAUCUAGCUAUUCUCUAUUACAGCAGAGCCAUUGAAUACAGUCCUGAAAACCACCAUCUUUAUGGUAAUCGAGCUCUUUGUUUUAUUCGCACGGGACAGUUCAGAAAUGCACUUGGUGAUGGCAAGAGAGCCAUUAUUCUGAAGAACAACUGGUCAAAGGGUCAUUAUCGUUACUGUGCUGCUCUUUCUUUGCUGGGAGAAUAUGACUGGGCUCUGCAAGCAAACAUUAAAGCUCAAAAGCUCUGUAAAAGUGACCCUGAGGGAAUCAAUGACCUAAUUCAGCAGCAUGCUAAGUUACAAAAACAAAUGGAAGAUUUGCAAGGUGGAACAUCAACUAGGAAUCCAGUUAGAGUCUUUUAUGAAAGCAGAGUCUACACACCUAGUCUAACAUCACCUGCGUUUAGUACUUCACUUAACUUUGUAGAGAUCGAAAGAGAUCCCGAAGAAAGCUACCACGAAAUGGCAUACGGUAGCAAUCAGCAUCUAACGGUGGUAGAUGAAGCUUUGAAUAUAGAUGAUUGUGACUGUCAUCCUGAAUUUCCACCACCAUCAGGCCAGUCUCCAAAGCAUAAAGGAAAACAAAAAUCUCGAAACAAUGAGUUGGAGUUCAGCUGUAGUUCACAAGGGAACUUUCCAGCAGAUUUGAAAAACCUCUUGGACAAACAGUUCUCUAAAUCUUCCAAAGCUGCACACCAGGACUUUGCUAAUAUAAUGAAAAUGCUGAGGAGCCUGAUCCAGGACGGGUACACAGCUCUGCUGGAGCAGCGGUGCCGCAGCGCGGCCCAGUCCUUCUCGGAGCUGCUCAACGGCCUCGAUCCACAGAAAGUAAAGCAAUUGAACCUUGCCAUGAUUAACUAUGUCUUAGUGGUGUACGGACUUGCUAUUUCUCUCCUUGGAAUAGGACAGCCUGAGGAAUUAUCUGAAGCUGAAAACCAAUUUAAGAGGAUGAUUGAACACUACCCCAAUGAGGGCCUUGAUUGCUUGGCCUUCUGUGGAAUUGGAAAAGUGUACUUGAAAAAAAACAGGUUUCUAGAAGCUCUUAAUCACUUUGAGAAAGCAAAAAACCUGAUUUGUCGACUCCCUGGAGUGCUAACUUGGCCCACAAGUAAUGUGGUUAUUGACGAGACUCGGCCGGGGAAAAUAAAGAUGAUCUUAGAUAAAUUUAUUGAAGAAUGCAGGUUCCCUCCAGUGCCAGAUGCUGUUUGUUGCUAUCAGAAGUGCCAUGGAUAUUCCAAAAUCCAGAUAUACAUCUCAGAUCCAGACUUUAAGGGUUUUAUACGAAUCAGCUGUUGCCAGUACUGCAAAAUAGAAUUUCACAUGAACUGUUGGAAGAAGUUAAAAACAACAACCUUUAAUGAUAAAAUUGACAAGGAUUUUCUACAAGGAAUUUGUCUUACCCCUGACUGUGAAGGUAUUAUUUCUAAGAUUAUCAUCUUCAGCAGUGGUGGUCAAGUUAAAUGUGAAUUUGAACACAAAGUCGUAAAAGAAAAGAAGGUUCCUUCAAAACCUAUUCUGAAACAGAAAUGUUCUAGCCUAAAGAAGCUAAGACUGAAAGAAGACAAAAAACUGAAGAGAAAGAUCCAAAAGCAGGAAGCAAAAAAAUUAGCACAAGAAAGACUGGAAGAGAAUUUACGGGAAAGUAAUCAACCCAAAACGGAAGAGCCUAAAGAAACUGUCGCCCGUGCUGAGAGCUGCCAGUUCCUAGACGACAGGAUCUUGCAGUGCAUCAAGCAGAACUCCGACAAGAUCAAGUCCGGGGUGCUGGAUGCGUCCAAGCUCCUCAAAGAGCUGCUCUCCUGGAAGGUUUUGAGCACAGAAGACUACACCACCUGCUUUUCCAGCAGAAAUUUUCUAAGUGAAGCGGUGGACUACGUCAUUCGUCACUUGGUUCAAGAAAAUAAUAGAGUCAAAACAAGGAUAUUCCUGCAUGUUUUGAGUGAGCUGAAAGAAGUGGAGCCAAAGUUAGCCACUUGGAUCCAGAAACUUAAUAGCUUUGGUUUAGAUGCCACAGAAUCUUUCUUCUCCCGUUUUGGAGCAUCUCUCAAGGAGCUUGAUUUUAGCAUCAUGACUUUUCUCUGGAAUGAGAUGUAUGGUCAUAAACUAAGCUCUAUAGAAGGAAAGCAACUUGACUAUUUCUGCGAGCUGGCAUCAUUGAAGGAAGCCCGGUGUCUGAUUUGGCUGCUGGAAGAACACAGAGACAAGUUUCCAGCCUUGCACAAUGCGUUAGAUGAAUUCUUCGAUAUCAUGGACAGCCGCUGCACGGUGCUGAGGAAGCAAGACAGCGGGGAUCUGCCAUUUAAUUCUCCCAAGAUAAAAAACAAAGGCAAGAAAAAGAAGCCAAAAGAUUUAAAGCCUAUGUUAGUUGGGUCUGGAACAACUUCAAUAACACCUAAUAAUGAGAAUAUCACUUCAGGUGAAGACCAUAAGCGCAAUUCAAAUUCCACAGGCCCAUUUGUAGUGCCUGACCACCUUCGGCAAGACGUAGAAGAAUUCGAAGCUUUGUAUGGACAGCACAGCAAUGAAUAUGUUGUCCAUAAGAAGAAGGUGUGGGACAUUAACCCAAAGCAAAAAAGUUCAACUCUGUAUGAUUAUUUCUCUCAGUUAUUGGAAGAGCAUGGUCCCUUGGAUAUGAGUAACAACAUGUUCUCUGAAGAAUAUGAAUUCUUCCCAGAAGAAACUCGUCAGAUACUAGAAAAAGCCGGAGGUUUGAAAUCUUUUCUCCUGGGAUGUCCUCGUUUUGUUGUGAUUGACAACUGUAUUGCUUUGAAGAAAGUUGCAUCACGACUCAAGAAAAAGAGAAAGAAGAAAAACAUCAAGACAAAAGUGAGAGAAGUAUCAAAAACAGGAGAGUGUUUACGAGGUAAACUGCCGCUGAAUCCAACCGCUAGGGAAUUUAAACCAGAUGUGAAGUCCAAAGCAGUGUCCACUUUAUCUUCAGCACCAGCUUCUGAAGAUGUAAAGCCCCAGCUUGCAUCUGCUGAUGCUCCCAAACUAGCCUGUGAAGCCGAGAAGCCACAACCAGUGUCCGAGAAUCCUCCCAGGCCAGUCUCAGAGGGCGAGAAGCCCAAAGAGGUCUCUGCCAGUCCUCCCAAAGCAGCCUCUGAGGAUGCGAGCCGCCAGCAAGCAGCCUCUAAGGAGGCGAGCCAACAGCGAGCAGCCUCUAAGGAGGCGAGCCAACAGCGAGCAGCCUCUGAGAAUGCGAGCUGCCAGAGAGCAGCGUCUCAGCAUGCGAGCCGCCAGAGAGCAGUGUCUCAGCAUGCGAGCCACCAGCGAGCAGCAUCUCAGCAUGCAAGCCGCCAGCGAGCAGCAUCUCAGAAUGCAAGCCACCAGCGAGCAGCCUCUACGGAGGUGAGCCACCAGCGAGCAGCAUCUCAGAACAUGAGCCGCCAUCGAGCAGCCUCUCAGCAUGCGAGCCGCCAGCGAGCAGCCUCUGAGGAAACGAGCCGCCCACGAGCAGCCACUCGGGAGGUGAGCCGCCUGCGAGCUUCCUCUGUUUCUCCCAGGCCAGCUCAUGAGGACGUGAAAACAACCUAUUGGACUCAGGCCCCAAUGGUCACAGGGUACUGUACAUACCUUCCCUUUGGGCCAUUCCAGGUUGCCCCACCACCACCAGCAUACAUAAGCAUGGUGCCAACGUUGCCCCAAUACACUCUUUACACCCCGAUGGCCACCAUCUCAACUGAGUAUCAGCUGCAAACCUCGGUGACAGUGGUGUCCUCUUACAUAGCCAAUGACAGGCCAGGUCAGAGUGCUGCUGUGUAUUGUGAGGGGCGCCGUCGUCUGAAUGCUGAGCGUGCCCCUGGCCAGCAGAUUGCCUCAGAAACACAGAUCCCUCCGAACUCUUUGGAGAUGUCAGGACAGUCACAGUGCGGCACAGGUGGUGCUGCCCCAGCCCAGAGUGAGCCCAGCAGAAACCAUGGUCACUGUGCAAAUGCUGCCCACAAGCAGGAAGCAAACCCAGAAAGGACCGAUGAAGCAACGGAUAUUCCACAUACACAAGGGUUUGCCACACAGGUGUCUGGGAGUGUAGCACAUCAAGAAGUCAACACUGAGCCAUAUGAUCCUUUGGAGGCACAACAGGAGGAUAUUUCACAGAUUGAAAAGGAGUCCCACGUUUUACAAGAGCAGCUUAAGGAAGCCCGUGAAAAUUACGAGAAGAGAAAACUCCAAGGCUCAGAAGAGACCAGGGACCUGGAAGAAAAGUUGAAAAGGAACUUGGAAGAAAACAAGAUCUCAAAGACAGAAUUAGAUUGGUUCCUCGAAGAUUUGCAAAAGGAAAUUAAAAAAUGGCAACAGGAGAAAAAACAAAUACAAGAGAGACUAACAGCACUAAAGAAGGAAAUGAAAAGGGUUUCAGAUGCCACUGAAACGUACACCCAGAAAAAUGAUGGACAGGAAAAGGAACACGAAUUCCUUCUGGAUCAGUCUUCUGAAACCAGUAAUACUUUUACAAAUGAGAAAACGAAAAUAGAAGAGCAAAUAAGGAGAGGGAAGGAGCAAUAUGAAGAGAUUCUUCAAAGAGCUGUGGCUGCAGAGAUAUCUGUGCUUGAAAACCAGAAAGAGAUGGAAGUGUAUAAGUUACAGAUCGUGGAAUCACAAGCUGAAGGGUAUCUGAAGACCCUGAGCCAAUUGCAAAGUGAUCCUGCAGCAUAUCCUGAACUAGAGUCUGACAUGGAUUCAUGGGAAUCAUUUCUUUCUGAUGUUAGAGAAGAAAUUGAGAAAACAGAGUCUCAGUUUGAAGAACAAAUUAAGGCCAUUAAAGCUGGCUCUCGGCUCAGUGAGCUUUCUCCAGUGCAGAUAUCCGAGCAUCCGUUUCCCGCAUGGGGCGCAAUUUGCCCCAAGUCACCUCCUGAGUCUCCAGGCCACGAUGAUCAGGGUCCCUCGACGUCUGCAAGUCCCACAGCGGUUCCCAGGGAUCCAAGCCUGGUCUCUGACGGUGAUCGCCCAGUGGGGGCUCCCUCGCCACCCCUGCCAGCAUCACCCUCCGCUCAGCAGGAGUGUGAGAGCGCAGGCCCGGCAGCUCGGCCAAAACACAGCCUCCCGUCUGAUCAGAAGCCGCCUGCUGCUCAGGGACGAGCCGCCCGUCCUAGCCCGUCUCCAAAGAAGCCGUUCAACAGCAUCAUCGAGCACCUGGCGGCGGUCCUGCCCGGUUACAGCAGCACCGAGCUUGCUGGUUUCAUUAGAAAAGUGCGAAGCAAAAGCAAGACCUCGCUGUCAGGACUGAGCGUUGAUGAAAUCGUCCAGAGAGUGAAGACACACGUUCUAGGGACACAGCAAAGCCAGCAGCCAAGUCCGGGACAAGACAGUUCCGCUGCCUCGGGGCCUGGGGCCUCCCGGGGCCUGCCCACCGUGAUAGCUGGACCUUCGCCCAAAGCCCGCCAGAGGACAGGAGGUGCCCCUACACUGGGUGCACAGUCCUGUGAGCUCUGCCAUGAGGUGUUCAAGUCCAAAAACGUGCUUGUGCUGAGCUGUGGGCACAAGUUUCACAAGGGGUGCUGGAAGCAGCAUCUGAAAUGCCAGAGCACCUGCCCGGCCUGCCUCGGCCGCACCUCCCGUCGGUAGAGGAGUAACACACCUUCCGGAAGAGGCCUGCUGCCCAGGUAGCCACGGCCCCCCCACGGGAACUUGGCGGUUAGUCGAAUUGGAAGAACAACAACAUACACUUCUGAUGUAAAAGGCAAACAUUUGAAGAUUCUUUGCACUGUGUCACAGUGCUAGUAAGUGGAAAUCUUCAGUGUAGUUGAUAGUAAUUUCCCCGCUCUGAUUAAACACUUCAGUAACAGCCUGAAUUGGCAUGACCACAUUCUCACGCGGCUGGGCUGCCGCUGGGACCACGGCUCUGCAUGACACCCCAGAGCCGUCCUCUGUGCGUGACCUGUCCAGGCACCCAGGUGAGAAUUCCAACAGGAGUCAUGUUCCUGGAAACACGCCAACAAGCUUCCUCAAAGAUUCUGCGUUUUAAAAAUGGGCUUAGGCAAACCAAAUUUUAGUCAUAUUUCUUUAAUGUUGAAAUUUUGGCUGAAUUAGACCAAAAGAUUAGAAUCUCAUGUGAAACAUUGUGUGUUUUAUAUUGUUAAUUAUUUCUUUUUCCAAAAGUAGAUUUGUAAAGUGCUUAUUUGUCCUCUUCUAAAGAUAACAUCUGACUUUUGAAAAUUGAUUAUCAACCACUUUCUUGGAUCAGCCUCUUUACCACUGAAAUCGAGGCUGUGUUCACAGUCCCAUCUCCCAGGUGGCGCUGCCCUUGUGGCUCCUCCUCUUCUCCUGGGCCUCUUCCUGCUUCCUGGUUAGACCAGGUGCCGGUCUCUGCUCGCAGCGGCAUUGUGGGGAGCAGACAGCACCAUCCCUUCCCAGUCCCACCACCUAAGACAGCCUCUUGGUAACUGGCCACCCACGGUGUCCCUGCUCCAUCCUUCCAUGUUUGUGCGAAGUAGCGUCUGCCUCCUGGCUAACUCCAGUAGAAACAGGAAAAACUAGUUCUCGGUACUGACAUACCGACGGUAAACAGAACCACAAAUUCUGGACACAUUCCAUUUCUCUCAAACAGGAAGGAGCAAUAUAUUUUUCUGUGUUUUUUGUACCCUGGAAGCUCAGUCCCAAGUUCCUGAGCCAGUCUGUGCCUCCUCUGCCUUGUUCCAUGCGUUCGAUGUCUCAGUGGCGCCUGUAUAUGCUUACUGCCUAUUUUGAAGAAGAUUCUCCUGCCACCUUGCCUACAUGUUCCUAAUGCCCGCGCACUGUCCGCAGGCAGGUACACAGGGACCAGUGUGUAGCAGCAGGUACCGAGGAUAAAGCAGCUGGGAAAUGAGACGUGCGUUGUACAUAGUUUCAGACUUGUGCACAUGCCUUACACAUCUGUGAGUGUCACAAUAAAGAGUAUUUUAAAUGGCA
Messenger RNA from Pipistrellus kuhlii (Kuhl's pipistrelle), 8237 nucleotides. It is a transcript of the gene TTC3, whose product is annotated as tetratricopeptide repeat domain 3. Gene Ontology annotation, biological process: ubiquitin-dependent protein catabolic process. Gene Ontology annotation, molecular function: protein binding; ubiquitin-protein transferase activity. The coding region runs from base 42 to 6914 and encodes 2290 amino acids. The record is from RefSeq and is a predicted model, not a curated record. The transcript is spliced from 47 exons. Lineage: Eukaryota; Metazoa; Chordata; Mammalia; Chiroptera; Vespertilionidae.